Messenger RNA from Exophiala mesophila, 2759 nucleotides. RefSeq lists its product as uncharacterized. The transcript has 3 exons. The coding region runs from base 1 to 2187 and encodes 728 amino acids. Gene Ontology annotation, molecular function: anaphase-promoting complex binding; protein binding; ubiquitin ligase activator activity. Gene Ontology annotation, cellular component: anaphase-promoting complex. The record is from RefSeq and is a predicted model, not a curated record. Gene Ontology annotation, biological process: positive regulation of ubiquitin protein ligase activity; positive regulation of anaphase-promoting complex-dependent catabolic process; anaphase-promoting complex-dependent catabolic process. NCBI's taxonomy places the organism in Eukaryota, Fungi, Ascomycota, Eurotiomycetes, Chaetothyriales, Herpotrichiellaceae.
AUGGCUCGAUAUCAGCCCUCUCCCGACCUCCAGGAAUUUAGGACUUCAACCACGAGGCCUAUCGAAGUAGCCGACAUUCGGCAGAAUCCCACAACGUCGCAAUCUCAGAGAAAAUGCAUUCGAACCAGCAACAUUGCCCGUGCUCGAGCUUCGUUUGCAUCACCUGAUCGCUUCAUCCCUCAGAGGCCGAUCUAUGUUGAGAAGAGGUCAUCUUAUCAGACCAGCCAUCCGCCAGUCCUCCUCCCGCACCGUGAGCAGUACCACAGACAGCGUGACACCACUCUCAGUCCAUUUCGGUCCAUCAGCGGUACAAGGUCGCGAGAUCUGGUCAGACAGAGACGCGCUCAGAAUGUAUAUGAUCUCCGGCCCCCGCGUUAUACUCCUUCAUUUAUCCAUAGAAAUGAUACUACGCCGGCCCAUGUUGAUGCAAACAAUGCUUCGCAAGACCUACGUCAACCCAGUGGUGGCUUCUGGACGGUGGGCGGAAGGCUUUCUGCACAACCUGGCCAACUCCAAGGGAUCACUUCUGCAUCGGCCGAGCUGCUUGUGAGCGGCUCAACUGCUCCACUGCACGCUGCAAACUUCUUGGACCGGCCGACACGAGAAGACAAGGUCAACGAUCACGAGCGACGCUUGGCUCUGGCUCUUAAUAUCGACCCAGCAACCCGUAUUCUGCUUCAAUUUCACGAUAAAGAUCACAAGGCCAGAGAUAUUGUCCUGUCCGCCCACAGCCCCUUUGUAUGGACAGACACUGCGUGGAAGAGGCAAUUCGAUCCACAUUCCUCGCCCAAACCUCUCGUCCCAGCUAAUCGGCGCGAGAAGGGUGUGCCAACCAUUCCUUUUCGCGUGUUGGAUGCCCCGAACCUCAAGGACGACUACUACUGCUCCAUUCUUGCGUAUAGUCGGACCUGCCAUACUCUGGCUGUCGCUUUGACCCAAAAGGUCUAUCUUUGGACAGAGAAAUAUGGCGUGCGCUAUCCUCCAAUUCCGCCUGUGAGAGCCACAAAUUUCGUAACGUCCCUUGCAUUCUCAUCCGAAGAAGGAGGCAAAGCUAUCCUUGCCGUAGCACGGAACAGCGGAACUGUUACCCUCUGGAGCCUACUAGAAUCGCGUCCUCGUUUUGAAGCUCCGCAUCUCUCGCCAGCAACUUGCGUCGCCUUCAAACCAAGUCCAACGAGGAGGCAGUCAGCCCGCUCCUCGCAUAUGGCUUUGAGCGAGGACCUCCUUGUCGGAGACGACACUGGCACAAUCCACUACUAUUCUCUCGAAUGGCCAAACUUUGCUCGUGGAUCUCUGACUUUACUCGCAAAGAUAGAUGCGCACAGCCAAAACAUCUGCGGUCUAGCCUGGUCUCCAGAUGGCCGAUAUUUCAUGUCCGGCGGCAACGAUAACCGCGCUCUUUUGUUUGAUGCUGACUUUGUCCUUGAGACCUCAAGUUCUCAAUCUGACCGCCAAGUCGCAGUAACUAGUGGACUAAAACAGGGCGAGGAUGGAAUUCAUGGGAUGGUCGGAACAGUGAUGACUCCUGAAGCGUCACCAGACCGUAGAUCUCCAAGAUCUUUACCCGACGAGUCGAAUUCCAGAGGGCGAAGUUUCGAACCCAUCCAAAUGAUUGGGCUGCCCAGCCCGCCGCCUACUCCAUUGCGAAGUCGACCGGCGCCGAUCUUCGCUGCCUCGCAAGUCAAUGUGCGAGCAGACAACUUACCUGCCACGAAUAGUUCCCCUCUGCACCAUGAUCCCAACGGCUCUGGUAUCAUAGCCAUGUCCGAUGUCCAUAUGUAUUCUUUCUACCAUGCGGCCGCGGUCAAAGCAAUUGCCUUCGCGCCCUGGCAGCCUACACUCGUGGCAACAGGGGGUGGAAGCAAUGACCGUCAAAUUCAUUUCUUUCAUGCAGAAUCCGGUGCCACCUUGGCUCUGAUCAAUGUAUUCUCUCAGGUCACAAGUCUAGUCUGGAGCACGACAAGGCGAGAAAUUGUCGCGACUUUUGGAUACUCACAACCAGAGCACGAUAUUCGGAUCGCAGUCUUCAGCUGGCCCAGUUGUGAUUGUAUUAUGAGCAUUCCUUGGGACAGAAAACAGAAUGGCGAGAUUGGGCGUGCCUUGUGGGCCAUUCCGUAUCCUGGCGGGCCCAACGAUGCGGUUCCUACGAGAAGACAAGACCCUGGGGAGGAUGGCUUUGCCGCUUAGGAGGCUGUGCGAGUACGAGAAUUGGAGCAAAGCCGAAGAUACGCACAGGCGGCUGCGAGUAUUGACACUCGAUUACGGCGAAGUUCUGCCCCUAGCCCUGAUGGGUCUGGUGACGGUUCACGGGAAUUCAGAGUUGCACGUCGAUCUACAACGUGGAAGCGGGCAGGUUCCUGGUCCCGGCCACGUGAUGCCUAUCGUAAAAAUCUCCGAGGCGAAGGUGAGACAUGGGCGAGCCGGACAGAAGAGGAAGGAAGCCUGAUUAUUGCCUGCUGUGACCAGACGGUGAAGUUCUUUGAGGUGUGGGCAGGUAAGAGCAGGGGUACCGGCCGUGGGCUGGGGAAUCGAGAGGGUGUUCUUGGUGGCAGCCGUGUCCUGGAAGGGUGGUGUGAAGCUGUUGGUGUGGAUGAGGUAGGGUUUGGAGAAGAAGUUAUUCGAUAAAGAUGGAGCCGUCUCGGUCCAUCCUGGUCAUAUUGUUAACUCGACGGAGGGACGUGACGAAUCUAUCACUACGAGAACCCACAAGAUCGUGCACGCAGGGGAGCAUUUGGCUUCUAUUCAAGGCUGGGACGCCC